Caenorhabditis briggsae is the source of this 399-nucleotide messenger RNA. The coding region runs from base 1 to 399 and encodes 132 amino acids. The transcript has 3 exons. The record is from RefSeq and is a predicted model, not a curated record. Lineage: Eukaryota; Metazoa; Nematoda; Chromadorea; Rhabditida; Rhabditidae.
AUGUCCAAACUCGUAAAUUUUGUGCUUGGUAUUUUUUGUAUCAAGGGUGAGCGGUUGGAAAUGGAAGAAUCAGAGAAGGAGGUCGAGGAGACUAAUGAAGAUGCACCAGAAGUCAACGGCAAUGAGAUGAGUUCUCUAGCACCAAAGAACAACCAAGGACUGAUGAACGGAAUAAAAAUUAAUAUGAAUCAGAUGAAAGAAGCACCACUCGGUUUCACUGAAGAGGUGAUCAACCAACUGUUCACUCUUACUGAAGUGUGCGGCGAAAAAAAUUCUGGCCACAUUUUCAUUCAAAACGAUAUCGAGUCCCUUCAUCGCCUGGUGGAUUGUCUGGAUGCCACCAAUGCGUAUCACGAAUCUCUGGCAAACAUUCGGAUGAAAAUCAGACACAAUCAGUGA